AUGUCUUUCCUUCAUAAUCAUUCUUGCGAGUGCGUUAAGUCAGAAUUGGAUUUGUUUGCACUACCGUCUACACAAACUAGCAUUGAAAAUGGAUUGUGGAUUCAUUAUAAACCAAUUUCAUCUCUUGGUGAUGAUGGACCUAUCGAGUUUCAAGUUCCUGGGACCGGCGAUGACUACAUAGAUUUGUCUCAUACAUUACUCCACAUAAAGGCAAAAGUAUUAAAUCAAGAUUCAACUAACUUGGUAUCUACUACAAUAGUAGCACCUGUAAAUAAUUGGCUGCAUUCACUUUUUAGUCAACUUGAUGUUUAUUUAAACCAAAAACUUGUAUCACCACCUAAUAAUACCUAUGCAUAUCGAGCAUACAUGGAAACCCUUUUAAACUAUGCCCCUGCUGCUAAACAAUCUCAUCUUACUUGUAGUCUUUGGUAUGAGGAUACAGCAGGAAAAAUGGAUUCUACAGAUGGUAAAAACAUAGGAUUUGUUAAAAGACAGGAAUUGAUUAGUGAAAGUAAGGAAAUAGAAAUGAUUGGUCAUCUUCACGGUGACAUUUUUAACCAAGAUAAAUUUUUAAUUAAUGGUGUUGAAAUGAGUGUUAAAUUGGUUCGAUCAAGAGAGAGUUUUAAUUUAAUUGUUGGGUCGAACGAUGUAAAGUUUAAAGUUUGCAUUACGGACGCAACUCUUAUUGUGCGACGAGCACGAAUUAAUCCAAGUGUAUUACUCGCAGAUCAAAAAGUUUUAGCUUCUACCACUGCUAAAUAUCCUAUUACUCGAGCUGAAGUAAAAGUUUUAACAAUUCCUUCAGGUGUUCAAGGAAAAACUCUUGAUAAUAUAUUUUUAGGACAGGUACCGAAAAGAUGUAUAAUUGGAUUUGUGAACAAUUCUGCAUUUAAUGGUUCCCUUACUAAAAAUCCAUUUAACUUUGAAAACUAUGGUAUUAAUUCUUUCAGCUUAUAUAUUGAUGGUCAACAAAUACCUUCAAAAGCUUUGCAACCAUCUUUUAAUAAUAGCAUAUUUACAUCAGCAUAUCAUACUCUAUUCUCAGGAACUGGUAUUCACUUUCUUAAUGAAGGAAAUGGAAUCUCUUGUGAACAGUAUGGCAAAGGUUACUGUCUAUUAGCAUUUGACUUAACUCCUGAUUUAUCAGCUAACUCAUCAACUCAUUGGAAUCUCAUAAAGCAUGGUAGUGUAAGAAUAGAAGUACGAUUUGAAUCCUCAUUAAUACAAACAAUUAACUGUAUAGUUUAUGCUGAGUUUGAUAAUAUUAUUGAGAUAGAUAAAAACAGAAAUGUUACUGUAGACUAUAGUAGUUAA
Molecule: messenger RNA, 1314 nt
Organism: Parnassius mnemosyne (clouded apollo)
Lineage: Eukaryota; Metazoa; Arthropoda; Insecta; Lepidoptera; Papilionidae
Source: the annotation of a GenBank genome assembly